CUGCGUCCACCUCCGUUUCCCCCCCUAUCGCAUCCUCUUCUCUCCUCCCUUGCCCCCGCUGCGCCUACUGGCUCUCUGCCCCCGUCCUUCUCUUCCCUCCACGCCACUCUCGCGCCGCGCCAUCCCUCCCUCUCCUGCCCCGUCUCCGUCCCGCCCCGCCGCCCCCGCGUCUCGUCUCGCCGUCGGGUUUGCACGCGCCGCGCCCUGCCGGUUGUGCCUGAGGAGGAGGCGGCGCGCCGUGGGACGACGACGAGGAGGAUCGGGGAUGGAGGUGGGCGAGAUGGACGACGUGCAGGCGGUAGGGGAGCAGGUUAUCAGCAGCAGGGGCGGCUCCGUGCUCGGGAAGAAGACCAUCCUCAAGAGCGACCACUUCCCCGGCUGCCAGAACAAGCGCCUCACCCCGCACAUCGACGGCGCGCCCAAUUACCGACAGGCAGGAUCCUUGCGUGUUCAUGGUGUUGCAAUGCCGACGAUGAAAGGAAUCGUGAAUGUGCUAAACCAUAUUGGAGCACAAAAAAAGGGAAAACAAACCCGAGUUCUGUGGCACAGUCUUCGAGAGGAACCAGUUAUCUAUAUCAAUGGUCGCCCUUUUGUUCUGCGAGAUGUUGAAAGGCCCUUUUCAAACCUUGAAUAUACGGGAAUCAACCGGGAGAGAGUGGAGCAGAUGGAAUUUCGCUUGAAAGAAGACAUUCUGCAGGAAGCCUCAAGAUAUGGGAAUAAAAUCCUAGUUACUGAUGAGCUGCCAAAUGGUCAGAUGGUUGACCAGUGGGAGUCAGUGAUGUCUGACACAGUUAAGACUCCACUUGAGGUCUACGAGGAGUUACAACAUCAAGGAUACCUUGUUGACUACGAGCGUGUUCCUAUUACUGAUGAAAAAGCUCCAAAGGAAGGAGAUUUUGACAAUCUGGUGCGUCGAAUCUCUCAAGUUGAUAUAGAGACUGAAAUUGUGUUUAAUUGUCAAAUGGGGAGGGGACGGACUACUACUGGUAUGGUCAUAUCUACAUUGGUUUACCUAAAUCGGAUAGGAGCUUCAGGUAUCCCAAGGACAAGUUCAAUUGGGAAGGUCUUCUAUGCUGUAAAUGAUGUAGAUGACUUCAGUCCUAGCUCAGAAGAAGCAAUUCUUAGAGGAGAAUAUGCUGUCAUUAGGAGCUUAGUCCGAGUUCUGGAGGGUGGUGUUGAAGGCAAAAGGCAGGUCGACAAAGUUAUUGAUAAAUGUGACUCUAUGCAGAACCUAAGAGAAGCUAUUGCGACCUACCGCAGUAGCACCCUUCGGCAACCUGAUGAGAUGAAACGGGAGGCAUCACUUUCCUUCUUUGUGGAGUACUUGGAACGUUAUUACUUUCUCAUAUGUUUUGCUGUCUAUGUACAUUCUGUGAGCUCUGCUCAUCAAGCAACUUCUUCAGAAGUUAGUUUUUCGGAUUGGAUGAGAGCAAGACCUGAACUGUACAGCAUUCUUCGAAGGCUGCUGAGGAGAGAUCCAAUGGGUGCUCUCGGUUAUUCAAGUUCAAAACCCUCUCUUCCGAAAAUUAUUGAAUCAGCUGAUGGACGUCCCCAUGAGAUGGAUGUUGUUGCUGCCAUGAGGAAUGGAGAAGUUCUGGGACGUCAAACUGUUUUAAAAAGUGAUCACUGCCCAGGGUGUCAGAAUCUCAAUUUACCUGAAAGAGUGGAGGGUGCACCUAAUUUUCGGGAAAUUCCAGGAUUUUCAGUCUAUGGUGUUGCAAAUCCUACUGUUGAUGGCAUUCGAGCUGUUAUUCAGCGUGUUAGUACAAGCAAGGGGAGGCGACCAAUACUCUGGCAUAAUAUGAGAGAAGAGCCAGUUAUUUAUAUAAAUGGCAAACCAUUUGUGCUACGAGAAGUGGAAAGGCCAUACAAGAAUAUGCUCGAGUACACGGGGAUCGGUCGUGAUAGAGUGGAGCGCAUGGAAGCUCGGUUGAAGGAAGAUAUUUUACGGGAAGCAGAACGGUAUGAUGGAGCCAUAAUGGUUAUUCAUGAAACUGACAAUGGUGAGAUCUUUGAUGCAUGGGAAAAUGUCAGUACCGAUGCUGUUCUCACUCCUCUGGAGGUAUACAAACGUUUGGACUCGGAAGGCCUUCCAAUCAAAUAUGCACGAGUGCCCAUAACUGAUGGUAAAGCCCCCAAAAGUUCAGAUUUUGACACAAUAGCCUUGAACGUCGCAGCUGCUUGCAAGGAUGCUGCUUUUGUAUUCAAUUGCCAGAUGGGCAGGGGCAGAACAACUACAGGCACUGUCAUUGCUUGCCUGCUUAGACUCCGAAUCGAUCAUGGCAGAUCUAUUAGAAUGCCAACUAUCCAAGAUAAUCAUGAGGAUACAAAUGGUGCUGAUUAUUCAAGUGGAGAAGAAACAAUAGACCAUAAUGGUCACUUGAAUUCAGAAUCAUGGGAACUUCAGACUUUGACAGACGUACACCCUAGAUUUGACAUUAAUGACAUCCUUCUGUUGCGGAAGAUUACAAGAUUAUUUGACAAUGGAGUUGAGUGUAGGCAUAUUUUAGAUACUGUUAUUGACAAAUGUUCAGCUUUGCAGAACAUUCGCCAAGCUGUUUUGCAGUACACAAAAGUAAUUAAUCAACAAAAUAUGGAGCCAAGAGUUAGGAGAGUCGCAUUAAAUCGUGGCGCUGAAUAUUUGGAGAGGUACCUGAAAUUAAUUGCAUUCUCGGCAUACCUUGGGAGUGAAGCAUUUGAUGGUUUCUGCGGGCAAGGAGAAACAAAGAUCUCAUUUAAAAACUGGCUCCAACAGCGGCCGGAGAUCCAAACCAUGAAAUGGAGCAUAAGACUGCGACCUGGGCGAUUUUUCACUGUACCUGAUGAACCUAAAGCAACAUGUCAACCUCCACAAGGUGAUGUUACAAUGGAAGCCAUUGUCAAAGCACGUAAUGGUUCUGUUCUGGGAAAGGGAUCCAUACUCAAAAUGUAUUUCUUUCCUGGACAGAGAAGGUCAAGCAGCAUGAACUUCCGUGGCGCGCCACAUGUUAUCAAGGUGGAUGGAUACCCUGUGUAUAGCAUGGCAACACCAACUGUUGAUGGAGCAAGAGAUGUUCUGUCGUAUUUGGGCUCUAAAGAUACAACUGGAAGAAGCAUUGCCCAAAAGGUGGUCGUCACGGAUAUUAGGGAGGAAGUGGUAGUUUACAUCAAGGGAACACCAUUUGUUUUGAGAGAACUAGAUCAACCUGUUGAUACACUGAAGCAUGUUGGCAUAAGUGGCCCAAUGGUAGAGAACAUAGAGGCAAGGCUGAAGGAGGAUAUACUCUCUGAAGUUAAGCAGCUAGAUGGUCGGCUGCUUCUGCAUCAAGAAGAAAUUAACACAACCACAAACCAGUGUAGUGUGUUAGGUUAUUGGGAGCACAUAGAUCUGGAGGAUGUGAUGACACCAGCUGAAGUGUACAGCACAUUGAGAGCUCAGGGGUAUUGUAUUGACUACAAAAGAAUACCUCUCACCAGGGAAAGAGAAGCAUUAGCUGCUGAUGUAGAUUCGAUACAAUCGUCAAUCGAUGAAUCUGCUAGGUACUAUCUCUUUAUUUCACAUACAGGAUAUGGUGGUGUUGCGUAUGCAAUGGCCAUUACAUGCCUGGGACUUGGUGCAGAUGCGAAGUUUGUCAUGGAACAAACAGCGGAAACACACUUUGUAUCAACUUAUCUUACAAAAAGUGUAUCAGUCAAAACCUCCACUGACAUAGCCCUCAGGCAGGGUGACUACCGUGAUAUACUAAACCUUACUAGAGCACUCGUACAUGGCCCUAAGAGCAAAGAAGAGGUUGACAGAGUUAUUGACAGGUGCAUCGGUGCCGGGCAUUUGCGGGAGGAUAUUCUGCAAUAUAGGAAGGCAUUGCGAGAUUGUUCACAUGAUGAUGAUGAUGAUGAGGCAUGGUCAUAUCUCAUGGAUAUGGGUACUAAAGCUUUGAGGCGGUACUUCUUUCUGAUCACAUUUAGGUCCUACCUCUAUUGUACAUCCUUACGCGAAGCAACAUUUGCAUCAUGGAUGGAGGGUAGGCCUGAACUCGGCCACCUUUGUGAUAACUUAAAGCUGGAUAGGUAGAAUAUAUCUUAUCAUGGCCAUAAAUUUGGAGCUUCGGCAGUCUUUGACUCGUUUGCCCAUCGGCUGUGGACCUGAGAACAUGGAACUGAAACGAAAUGACUGGGGAGGACACAUAUGAAUUGGAAAUGAUAGUUUGUAUUGGCUGAAACUGGGGCGUUGUAUGAAACUUGUUUCUGCCAAUUGACAGCAGCAAGGAAUGUAUAUAUUGUCAAGCUUAAAUUUUAGGACAAGAAAAACAGUUUUCCGACCUACCUGUUUUCUCCUUCUUCCUUUCUCCAGUCAUAGUAUGUAAUUUCAUUCAGAUACAUGGCCCUUUUAUCUGCAACAUCCGGCCUCAUUGCUCAACAACUCUGGCUUUCAUGAGAGCACCUUUACUGUCAA
Brachypodium distachyon (stiff brome) is the source of this 4432-nucleotide messenger RNA. RefSeq names its product paladin. The coding region runs from base 266 to 4051 and encodes 1261 amino acids. Lineage: Eukaryota; Viridiplantae; Streptophyta; Magnoliopsida; Poales; Poaceae. The record is from RefSeq and is a predicted model, not a curated record. The transcript is spliced from 19 exons.